GUUGUUUACAUCCGAACAGAAAAUAACUAACUCGAAGUUCUAGAUUUCAGCUAGUUUACCGACGACGUUUUAUACAAAAUGUCUCACUAACGUUUUCUUAAGUAUAUUUUCCUCACCACGAGUGAUUUUCCUGCUGAUUAAACGAUGAAUAAACGUAAAUUCGUCUGCUUCAAAUUCAACUCCGAAGCUGGAAAACAACAAAAUUCCAUAUUUACAUCUGGCUCACAAAAGCUUCAAAACAAGAACAACAAUCUGUCCAUUAAAAUAAUUCGCCAGCAACUUUAUAGCCUUGGUAGGCCUUAUGGCAAUAUGCUGGCAAAUAUGAGAGGGGAAACUUCUCUCCCCAAUCUUAAAGGAUAUCGGGACGGCCGUAAGAAGGAGAAAGGACCUACCUACAGUCAGCCGCCUACAAAGAAACUCAAGCCUGACUUUUUCGAACAUCGUAAAAUCCCCAAGCACGUUGGAAGAACGGCUCAGCUGAUGCCUAAGCAUAAGUUUUUUUAUGGAACUAUGCAAGCAAAAUGUGUCCGUUACCAGGACGACCCUGAAGAAAUAGAAGACAAUGCCUCCAAUCAGCAGCCUGCAAAGAAAGUCACGUGUGAGCCUUUACAAUACGGACCUUUCAUGAUACCAAAACAUGUGGGUGAUAAUUGUUAUAUGAAUUAUUUGCCGUCUGUCCGGCAUGACAAUGACAACCAGUUCCUUCCACAGAGUUGUGGUGAUGUGUUAAGACAGCAGCCUCUUUGCCCACAACCAACAGCCCUGAGUGGCACAGAAGAACGUGACGUUAUGGCAUCUGAAGAAAGUAACGAAAACCCCAGCACCAGCAAAAGCUUUGAGUUUUUUUACCUAAAAAACUACAGCUCUGAUUAUCCUGAUGACAGCCGUGCACACUGUUCUAAGGAUUUAUUUGCUAAUCAUAAACAAUGCCAAGACAGGAAGGAUAAGAGAGAAACCACCUCCAGUCAAAACCUGGCAAAAAUGGACAAAUAUUUGGCUAAGAUAGAUAAUACGGAGCCUGUAAACACAGAACCAUCUACCUUUGGAGAAGGCUCACGUAAAUGGCCAUCCAAUGACGACAUCCUCAAAACUCUGACGAUUAUUCAAAAACAAUGGUACAGCCCUACAGGUUCCUAUGGAAAUAAGAUGGUCCGUCAAACAGAUAGUGAGUCAGGUUGUACUGAAGCUUUGCCCAGCGAUCGUACAACAUGCAGAGAUGGCCGCAAAGUUGAGGAAGAACCUGCCUUUGGUCAGCAGCCUGCAAAACAACUCAGUCUUAAAAAGAAAAAGAAAUCUCCGCGUGUAAAUGACAAUGAUGAUGACAACCACGAAACCUUGGCAAUGAUUCGCCAACAAAUGUACAGCCCUCGCGGUCCCUAUGGAAAUCGGAUGCUCAAUCAGCCGGAACCUUCAGAUUUGGCCUCUUCCUCCUUCGAUCAGCAAAACAGCGAUUUACCUAGUGUCAGAAACAAAGCUUCAGAUAUGGACCAGACCAGCACGUCAACAACGAAUCAGGACAGCACCAGAAAGAAGAUACAACCCUGAAUGUACCUCUUCAGUAGCUGGAUUAGCUCCCUGCCCAAGAAUCGAACCCUGGCUGCAGACCACAAGGCUUUCUACUGUAUCUCACAUAAUAAAUAAUAUUUCAA
Messenger RNA from Tachysurus fulvidraco (yellow catfish), 1649 nucleotides. RefSeq lists its product as uncharacterized. Lineage: Eukaryota; Metazoa; Chordata; Actinopteri; Siluriformes; Bagridae. The coding region runs from base 145 to 1545 and encodes 466 amino acids. The transcript has 3 exons. The record is from RefSeq and is a predicted model, not a curated record.